Messenger RNA from Gloeophyllum trabeum ATCC 11539, 1879 nucleotides. Its product is annotated as FAD/NAD P-binding domain-containing protein. Gene Ontology annotation, biological process: ubiquinone biosynthetic process. The transcript has 3 exons. The record is from RefSeq and is a predicted model, not a curated record. NCBI's taxonomy places the organism in Eukaryota, Fungi, Basidiomycota, Agaricomycetes, Gloeophyllales, Gloeophyllaceae. Gene Ontology annotation, cellular component: mitochondrion. Bases 133 to 1689 code for a protein of 518 amino acids.
CUUCUCGCUCAUACACUCUUGUCCAUUGCUCGGACGUGCUUCAUUAGCCUUUGCUUAGGCCGCUGAAGGACGGUGUUUCUGUCAAACGGAAUGAAUUGACAGGAUAAUACUCUACCCAGUCCGUACUUCGGAAUGCAAAACUGUCUCAAGCUCGCCAUUGUGGGCGGAGGUCCCUCAGCGUUCUAUGUAGCGUCGCGGUUGAUGUCCCUCCUGCCGGCCUCGUCCUUUCAUGGACCAAAUCUCAGGAUUCAUAUGUUUGAUCGACUAUGGGCACCACAUGGGCUUGUGAGAUAUGGUGUUGCACCAGAUCACCCUGAAGUCAAGAACUGCACACAUAAGUUCGAUGAAGCAGCGCAAGACCCCCGUUUCUCAUUCUUCGGGAACGUCGACUUCUCAUCCUCAUCGACUUUGAACACCAACAUGUCAGUCCCAACGUCGCGGAGUCCGAAGACUACAAGUCAUCCUCUCAGCAUGCUGUUCAACAACUAUUCCCAUCUCCUCCUAGCCACCGGUGCUCCUUCCCCCAUUCUUCAUCCGGCUUUGCCACUCUCAAGUUACUGCAUUCCCGCGCUCUCGCUCGUUCACUGGUAUACUGACCAUCCUCGCCUCUCUCAGCCUCCACCCGCCCUCGACAAAGUAGAGCACGUCGCGCUCAUAGGUCAAGGCAAUGUCUCUCUUGACAUAGCAAGAAUGCUCUUGACCCCCCCUGAUGUUCUCGCCAAAUACGACGUUCCUGAGCACGUCCUCGAAGUCCUUCGCCGGUCUGCCGUGAAGCACGUCUCCAUCAUCGGGCGUCGAGGCCCUUUCGAAGCCGCCUUCACCACGAAGGAGCUAAGGGAAAUGACGAACCUGUCCGAGGCGGCCAUGGUACCCGUCGACCCGUCGCUACUCGUCCCCACCGAAGGCAGCAAGGUCACUCGGCAGCAGUCUCGUACCAUCGAUUUAUUGCAGAAAGGCUCUAAGAACAAGUACGGUACGACAAACAAGACCUGGUCUCUCGAUUUCUUCCGGAGCCCGACAGGACUCGCCGUGCCCGCCAGCGGAUCUUCAGGAAAGCCAGUACUGACGCUCGGACACACGACGCUGGACCCGGCCACCUCCCGAGCAGUACUGACCUCCGAGACGUCCUUCACAACCACCGACCUCGUCGUCACCUCCCUCGGCUAUCACUCGGAGCCCACUAUGCCGUUCUAUGAUCCCGCGCUCGGUCACCUGCGGAACGUCAGCGGCCGGGUCGUCUGCGUGCCCGAGGACAACGCGGGCUCGACCUCCGUGCUGAAGAACGUGUACGCCUCGGGCUGGGCCGCGACGGGCGCGAAGGGCGUGCUCGCGAGCACGAUGAUGAACGCGUAUGCUGUGGCGGACACGAUCCUCUCCGACUACUUCGCCGCGCUCCCGGGGUCGGUGCCCGGCGCGUCUGUGCAGACCAUACCCGUCUCCCCGCCUGAGCCUUCCUCGGGUGACCUGGCGGAGUCUGAUGGCGCGGUCGGGAAGACUGUGAUGAAUGCCUCGCCGCAUCCUGAAGAUCCUCCAGCAGAGAUCGUAGAACUGGUGAAGCAGGGAUCGGUGACGAGUUAUGAAGAUUGGAAGAGGGUGGACGAGGAGGAACAGAGGAGGGGGCGGGAGAAGGGUAAGGAGAGGGAGCGGAUCAGAUGGGAGGAGGCUAGGAGGUUCCUGGGCAAAGCUUAGAUUUAGCGCCCAACUUAUUUUGGGACGAGCAUUAAUGAUAGGUGGGUUUGGCUAGUAGGGGGAUUAUAUACUUGGUGACGAGUCAUCACAACUCAGCCAUUUACCACAUUGAGGCGCAAGUGGACCUUCUGCAUGUAUCUAUACGUGACACUAAUACAGCCAACGUAUCUACAGCGAUGUCAAAUCUAAC